This is a messenger RNA of Pseudogymnoascus destructans, 2217 nucleotides long. RefSeq lists its product as uncharacterized. The record is from RefSeq and is a predicted model, not a curated record. Bases 200 to 1288 code for a protein of 362 amino acids. The transcript is spliced from 3 exons. Lineage: Eukaryota; Fungi; Ascomycota; Leotiomycetes; Thelebolales; Thelebolaceae.
UUGGCAUGGCGCUUAGCGGGAUGGUCAGGUGACCGCUUACACAUCAAAGCACGAUGCACUGUGGGAAACGCGAUCAUCGUCGAGGAAGUGAAACCACAAAUAAACACAGCGUGGCAAGGCGCGCUUGUGCUCCUGCCACCGCCAACAUGAUCUAAGCAUCUCUCUAUACGCCGAGCUCCAUAUACGAGGCUAAUAUACCAUGAACAUUCAACACGCUACGCCUCCAGAAAGCUUCACCAGCGCGCCAUUGACCCCUCCCCCGACCGACGACAAGUCAACAAGUCCGGCAUCGCGGAUUAUAAGGGAAAUCAGGAAUCAGCAGGAGGGCCGCAAAUUAACGAGUAUACCCUGGGCUAGCUACAACUUAGAUGUGGAGGGAUAUGAGGACCUGUUGCUUCGGCUCCAAGUCGACGAGUCCCUAUGUGGUUUUGCGCAACACAAACUACGAUACGAUUAUUUCCCCUCUGCUAAUCGGUUUGUCCUUCGAAUGCCCACCGCCUUGCAUGAAACAUUCAUCGCGAACAUUGUCGAGGAAAUACAAAUUCAAUUGAAAUCUAUCCAAGGCCCGGCGGCAUCGUUUGCAAAGAAGAUCAGCUCUCGUGGCUCAACAUCAAUUAAAUUUAGAGACGAAGAAUACGGCAAGCACGAUCCCGAUGCACAGUUCCAGUACUUGGAAGCGCCAUACCCAGGAGUCGUUAUCGAGGUGUCAUACUCGCAAAAACGAAAGGACCUAGCUCGCCUUGCUGAUGACUACAUUCUUGGGUCUGAUAGCGACAUUCGUGCUGUCGUGGGCUUAGAUAUCGAAUAUAGUGCGAAUAAGGAGGCAACAUUAUCUGUCUGGCGGCCCAACAUUGAGACGAAUGAUGCUGGAGAGAAAGAAUUGGUUGCCCAGCAGACAAUAACAAAUCAGGUUUUCCGCGACAGUGAUGGAAAACCAAGCGUAUCUCGCACAGGAGGCCUCCAACUUCGCCUACGAGACUUUACUACAGAGGAUUUAGCUCAGCCAAACGGACGGCUACGGGAUCCGAUUUUUAUCUCUGCUAACACCUUAUGUUCUUUCCUUGAGAACGCAGAGCGUAAUGCGUCUGUCGCUACGCAGCAGACGAGUAUUAUUACAUCUGCGAAGCCUUGGGUGAGAAAGCGGCGCCGGGAACGUACGCCGCCAGAAGAGCUUAAACACAAUGAUGAAAAGAGAUUUCGGGUGGACGAAAACAGAGCAGUAGAUCAGGCGACAAAAGACGACUCCUCGUACAAGACUGGCUCUACCUCUGAUACAGAAAGCAAUUAACCCAGGGCGCGAAUAAACUUGAGGAAUACCUAAAGAAUAUCCUCGCUUGCCACAGUUCACCAUUUUCACAGUCAUUGCUAUUGGCGUCAAAGAUUGCAGUGGGGGGUCAAGAUUGCAGUGGAGGAAGGCGAGAAUGAAAAUAUGGCCGUUUGGCGGCUGUUGUGAUCCGCAAGGCUUUUCAUAUAUACCGUACGGUGAGAAUCUACGGCACUAUCCUAUAAUCGACUCAAAUAAGUCCACUUUCUACCACCAUCCGUGAGUUUAGCUCCACCGUACUAGAUGGUAAAGUGAAAUGGUCAUACAGGUUCACCGAAAUGUCGUUGCCGAUGACGAAGUGCCGUCUUUGGAAUAUCCUCCUUCGCCAAGGCUCCCUCAGGGCAUUAUAUGAUCAGCAAUCCAAUUCCGAUCUCGCAAGAAGAACAAGUUCGUGGAAACUUAUGCUUCAGUGACGUCUGUCUUUUAGCAGAGACAGCCCAUGCCCAGUCUUACAGCCAAUUGUUUGCAGGCACCAGAGCAGCACAUUUGAAACUACCGGCACACGUCUCACUACUGCCUUUGGGUAAAUCUUUUGCUUCUCGCUGCAAAAGACCCGCCCCAACCUAAAUGGCAACAAUCCCGCAUUACUCCUGCAUACAAAGUAUUGUGUGAGGCAGAAAACCAGGUGUACUCAUUUCGUAUCCAGAAAUAUUGAAGAGAUUGCUGGCAUUGGAGCUCAAGAGGGGCAUCAGUCACACUUCUUGUAUAGCAGCGUAACACAUUUUUACUGGUUCUUGUGCUCCUAUAAAAAAAACACUACCCCGUAUAUAAUCCAUGUUAAUUUACGGCUGCACAUUUAAUUACCCCUUCAGCGGAUCCCAUACAACCGUCAGAUUAUACGUAUCCCAAGCGCCAAGUUUUCCCCCACCUCCUCACGAGUAGACAUUGCAGAU